Molecule: messenger RNA, 4497 nt
Organism: Leptopilina heterotoma
Lineage: Eukaryota; Metazoa; Arthropoda; Insecta; Hymenoptera; Figitidae
Exons: 4
Coding region: 1-4497 (1498 amino acids)
Molecular function (GO): protein binding
Source: RefSeq, a predicted model, not a curated record
AUGCAACCAUCUUGCAAUCGUCUGAGUCCAUCGUGCUUUCAAACUCGUACGACAAGUUCGACAACUUCAAGUUUGCUGCAACAGCAACAGCAGCAUCAUCAUCAACAACAGCCUCAAUCCUUCUAUGGACCAGUUACAUUGCAACCAUUUACUGUUUUGCAUCCUUCUUGUAUUUAUUCUGCUCAAAGAAGUACUCCGAAUGCAGCACUUAUGACACAUCAAGGUGGCGAAUGGCAAACGAAAACUAAGAUCCAGGGAACCCAGGGAACCCAGGGAGUGAGUUUGAGGAAUCAACGACAAAUUUUUUACUCCACAAAACCAUCGUUUCCUUUUGAGCAACAGCAAAUAAAUUCUCAUCUUCCAUCAUCUCCGUCACCGUAUCUUUUUGCCGCAUCAAACAUUUGUCAUGGACCAUAUUCCACUGAACAGAAUAAUUCAGGAAUUGUUAUUUCUCAACCUUACUACAAGCCCCCUGAUGUUCAAGCUCUUUGUCUCGUUCAAGAUCGACAGUUCAUCACCCAACAGCAAACCCACCAGUACAAUCCCUAUUAUAAUCUCAGCUCAACCCUACAAACUGUAACUGCUAACACAAAUCUUCAACUUCCCACUCAAUUAACUCCCUAUCCACUCACAAAUCAAAUGUUUCCAAAUCCUCCACAAAAUUCCAUUUUCAAUCCACUGAAAGAUAAUCGAGCAAUGGAACUUUCAGUGAAAUAUACCAAAACUAAACCAAAUCACUCAGCAAAGUUUAUUAGUCGAAGGAACGAUUACGAAGAAACCAAUCCAUCAUCAGACUACAGACAAUUUUGUGCCGAAGUACAAAACAAAGCCAAUUCAUCCACAAAGACCCAAGAUGAACACAUGUCUGACGAUUCAUCAACAAGUUUCGAUUUUACAAUCGAAGCAGAAAAAAUGGUAUCCGCACUCUGUAACACAUCCUCAAAUGAUUUGGAAAACUUCGACAACAAAAAGAAUGAAUCACUAUUGACCGGAGCUGGAGACAUUGGUUUCAGCAAAAAUCUCUCCACUAACACUAUUGAACUAACAGGAACUUCGAUUGCCAUUCAAACACAAGACGAAGAUAUCGCCAAGUAUCCUGAACUAAUACGUAAAACCACCAUUUGGGGAUGUAAUCAAGCCGAGAAUUUACUCAAUUCAGGUAAAUGUCAUCGAACCACAAAACUCGAUUGGCUAAUGAAUUUAUCAAUAGCCACAAGAACUGCCAUCACAAAAUCAUCCACCUGUUUCUCAAUUUUCGCCGGUGAUCAAGUUCUCAUUCAAGAUCUAAUUAAUUCCCUCCUAAGGAUCAGCAACGGUUGGUUGAUUCUCGAUAAUUAUCUAAAUAAACAACACACUCCCAGUCUCAAUGACAAAUACGAUCGGAAUCUAAUAAAGAGUUUUCAAUGUUGGGAGGGAGCGACACAUGAACUUUUACAAAAUGUCAUCAAUACAUUUCUUCUACUCGAGGAGAAAUCCGAGAAAGAGGAAAUUGAAACAUCUGGAACACCGGGUACGUUUCCUGGUGAUGUUUCAAUUUACACCACCAGCGAUCUUUUGGAACCACCAAUUAAAUUCAAUCUUGCACCUGGAUCGGCAGUAAUUUCACCAUCGCAAAACUUUCAAUAUGCUGUCGAUCAAAAAAAGGGGACAAAACCAAAAAGCAAAUGGACCAUCACAGAGAGUAAUUCGUCGGGUAAUUCAGGUUCAACAUCAAAGAAACUCGAUUUUCACAAUAAUGAUACGUCCCUAAAUGCCGAAUUUUUUCAUCUCAAGAGCAAAAUUUUAGAAGAGAAAAAUGCGAAUCGAAAUCGUAACCAAAUUCUGAAAUUUUCAACUAACACACAAUGUGAGACAAAAAAAACCCCGACCGCAAACGAACAAAUUGAUUUCGAAUCAAUUCCAAUCAACAAAAUGACCCUUUUGAGUCAAAUCGAACCGAGCAGUUCGGCAUCAAAAAAAGAGGAAAUGACCGCAAAUUUAUCCGCCUGGUUCGCUAGUAUGCGAAAUUCCAAAUGCGAGAGUAAAAUCAAUUUCUCUAGAAACUCCAGUCAAGAGGGACAAUCAGCUAGAGACAAAAUGGAUCUCACCAGACAACUUCAAUUGGACACAAAUCGUCAAUUAUUAUCCCUUCAAAAUAUGCAGAGUAUACAAAGUGCCCCAUGGAAUGCAAUGAAUCUAAUCAACAAUCACAAUGUACAACAACGCGAUGAGUGUGACAGUUCUGAGGACGUUCGUAUCUACAUGAAACCAGGAAGUUACAAUGUCCCGAAAAAGAGACACCAAAAACGCUCUAAUCGAAAAUCAGAUAGUUCUCGCUACGGACAUCGUACAUCAAACAAAGUAUUCUCAAUUCCAAAAAAUGAAAACUGCAAAUUGGAUCAAGUGGGGAACAAAUGUCAGCAAGGAACAAAUGACGUCACAUGGAAGGCUGCUUGUGCUUCGGCUGAAGUUCUACUCGAGGCUUUGAAUGUUAACGAAACAUUGAAUUUUGAGCAACAAAAUAUGAUACUGGAGCAAAAUCAAGAAAGGGAGGUUCCUGAAUGUCAGAUGUACGGUAGUAAUCAGACACUUAGUAGAAACUUCGAGAAACUGUUGCUAAGGGAAGAUGCAUCGAAAAACGAGUUCAAAAGUAGAAAAUGGUUUUGCAGUGAGGAAAUUCUGAACGAGGAACAAACAAUAAAGAAAAAUGUAAUGUUCAAAGAUUAUCAGAUUUGUCAUCAUCUGAACGAAAUGAAACAAACGGACAGAAGUCGAGGGCCAAAAACGAUGAAUAGAGAUAGAGAUGUACAUCAAGAUAAAUUACCGAAUCAGUUCGAGAAGAAUCCACUACCUAAAAAUUACAAAAGAUUCGGUAAAAAUGAGGAAAUCAAUCAGCAACUCGACUACAUACCUUACAAACAGGAUUUUUUGAGAAAAACUCAGGACUUUGCCUUUGAGCAUCAGGAUCUGAAGAAUUAUGUAACAAUGAAAAACAUAAACGUAGAAGAGGCUGUAGGGGAAGUAAAAAACGAAAAUUCGGAUGUCAAGAGUGAAAUUAGAGAUCGAAAUCAAAUCACCAAUUUAGAACAAACCCUGGAAAAUGUAACAAUUAAAAAAGAACCUCGAGAAGAUGAAUUGAACAAAUGGAAUCGGAUAAAAGAGGACCGCAGUCAAAUCUCAAAGAAUGAACUCUCUCAAAUAAUGAACGAGAAAAUAAUUGAGAAUAAUAAACAGAUAAAGGAACUGCUUAAAGAUCAAAUGAUAAGAAAUCAGAAUAAUCAAGUAAUUAGAAAUCAAAUCCGUCGUUCGAAGAAACGAGAUGAGAAAAGUAACAACGCAUCAAGUUACGAGGCAUCUGAAGACGAUUCCGAACCAUCGCCAAAAACAACCCGAAGUCUAAAACGACUGACAGACCAUAAAACUACAAAAACUAGUAAAACAAACGUAAAAACCGAUUCAUGGUUAAUUCGAACACUAAACAAUGCCAAUAAAACUCGAGACGAGAACAAUCGUUCAAGUACCGAUUCUCUAAAUUCAUCAAUUCACGAAGACGACGAUCUUGAAAAACAAUCAAAUCAAAAAGAUCUUUUUCCACCAUUCACAAAAAUGAUGUUCCUAGAGAAUCCUUCUGAAAAUCAGGCAAUAUAUUCAGAAGGUAGGGCGACAUAUUCAGAAACAGUUCGUCGAUCAACAAAUCAAACAAAAACCUACAAAAUGCCAAGAACUGAUCGAAGCACAUCAUUAAUAUUUGAUUCAUUUCAAUCUGGAAAAAAGAAGGAGGGUGAAAAAUCUUUGUUACCAAAUCAAAGAACACGUAAACUUGGUGGCAAAAGAUUAGCCAAAGAUAUCGAGACCGAAGCAGCUGAUAAUCUAAAAAAUAAAUUUCUCAUCAAUGAAACGAAAAGUAUUCAAAAAACAAAUUUUGGCAGAGGAAGAAGAAAGGAGAAUAUGAUUUUGGAUAGUAGACAUCAUAAAUCGGAUAGGGGAUGGUCCGUAUGGUAUAGUUCAAGAAAAAAACAAACUUUGAGUCCAUUAGCUAUGAGAAAAUUGGAAACAAUUUAUCAAACUAUUUGGAAAAUGGACGAAGCGUGUCUUUUCAAAUGUCCAACGGCUAUUGGUGGAAAAGAGUCACAACAAAGAAUGAUUGAGAAUUACAGUAAAAUUGUAAAAAUUCCAAUUUUUCUGGAAACAAUCGAGCAAAAAUUGAAGAAUCGAGUUUACCUCAAAGUCGAGCAUGCAAUCAAGGAUUUUCGAAAAAUCGGUCACAAUUCCAGAAUUUAUUAUAAGAACGAUAGUGAAUUUUCGUCAAAAAUUGAUUUACUAUCGAAAAAAUUGGAAGAACUUAUCGAGGAACAUUUUUCAAAUUUUGAUUUUGAAAAUUUAUCAAGUGCCGGUGAUGACACAUCUCCAGUUUGUCAACGUUUCAAAUUACAAAGUCAACGUAAUCGAUGUAAUCCCAGUAAAAAAUCAAUCACAGGAACUGACAAGAUUAAUACAACGAAUGAAAAUUUAAAUUAA